AGAAUAAAAGGGGUGGGGGGUGUUUUUGCAUUUCAGGAGUGCAGGUAUAAAGAAGUGCUCUGGUCAUAUUCAACUCUCUUACAGCAGCCUGCAGCGUCUGGAGCCGCUGUGCCAGACUUUCCUUCUGUCUGUUUACCUCCCCUCCACCUGCUAUGGUCCUCUACUUGCACGGCUCUAAUUUAAGCACCACAGACAGCUCUAGCCUAGGCAGCGACGCGACCCUGCGCGACUCCACGGCGCCCCAGAGCCGCGAUGGGCUGAGCCGGAGCGGCCACACGGCGGUGGCGGUGUGCCUCGGCUUCAUCCUGGUGGCCGGGAUCCUCAACAACUCUCUGACGCUGCUGGUCUUCGCCAGGUUCCGCUGCCUGUGGACGCCGAUCAACCUCAUCCUGCUCAACAUCAGCCUGAGCGACGUUCUGGUGUGCGUCUUCGGGACGCCGUUCAGCUUCGCCGCGAGUCUGCGCGGUAGGUGGCUCAUCGGAGAGUUCGGCUGUAAGUGGUACGGGUUCGCCAAUUCCCUUUUUGGCAUUGUGUCUCUGGUGUCCCUGUCUGUCCUUUCCUACGAGCGCUACAACACCGUGCUGCGUUCCUCUAAGGUGGACGUCUCAGACUUCAGGAAGGCCUGGCUCUUCGUCGGAGGCACCUGGGUCUACUCGCUCCUCUGGACGCUGCCGCCCUUCCUGGGUUGGAGCAGCUACGGUCCCGAGGGUCCCGGAACCACCUGCUCUGUCCAGUGGCACCUGCGCUCGCCCACCAGCGUGUCCUAUGUGCUGUGUCUCUUCAUCUUCUGUUUGCUGCUGCCACUGAUGCUCAUGGUUUACUCUUAUGGACGAAUCCUGUUUGCUAUAAGGAGGGUGGGUAAGGUGAACCUGCUGGCCGCGCAGCGCAGAGAGCAACACAUCCUGCUCAUGGUGCUGUCCAUGGUGUCCUGCUACAUGGUGUGCUGGAUGCCCUAUGGAGUCACGGCGCUGAUGGCCACCUUCGGCCGGUCGGGGCUGGUCACGCCGCUGGCCAGCGUGGUGCCGUCCAUCCUGGCCAAGUUCAGCACGGUGGUCAACCCCAUCAUCUACGUGUUCUUUAACAACCAGUUUUACAGGUGCUUGGUAGCCUUCAUAAAGUGCAGCGGGGAGCCACACUCUGUUCACGGAGAGGAGCAGCCAGCUCCAAGAAGCCAUCAGUCGGCCGCCUUUCAUGGUGGGAAACCAGCCUCCUCCAGCCCUUCGCAGCCUCAGCUCCUCUGCAGCAGAGCCGCCGAUCCCUGCAGCUGCCGCAGCGGCACAAACAUCCUGUUUGUCCAUUACACACCAUGAAAGCCUCACAGUCACAUCCGUCACUGGGCGCUUCCUUUUGGGUUUUCAUUUUUGUUGUUUUUAGACAUUUAUUAGUAUUUUAUGUAUUUUCUGGUAAUUAUUACAUUGAAGAUUCUCUUGAACAAAAGGCUUCGCCGCGAUACUGCGACAUGAGAAGCUCUUAUAAGAAACUGAAGAUAUAAAUUUCUUUUUUUCAACCUUUCCUUCUAUUAAACUUUGGCUUCUUAUUUUAAAAUAGAUAUUUAUUUCACUUUACAUAAAUAUAUAUUGUGCUUCACAUAAAUAUUCCCCCAAACGAAGAGAGGGCAGUUUAAUCCCUUUUAUAGUUUGUCUUGAUGCUUGUUCAAGUAAGUAAAUAACUAAAUGUUAUUUAUGUAGCACACUUUACAGGUCAGAAACCACAAAGUGCUUUAGAAAAUAUGAGACAUAAAAACACAGGAGAGAUAAAACAGAAUACAUGGGGCAUAAAACAAAAUAAAACUAAUUAAAAGCCAACCUGAAUAAAUGUGUCUUCAGCUGAUUUUGAAAAGUAUCAAAGUUGGAGGGGCCAAAAGGAUCCUGGUUCACAAAAACAAGGUAAAAAUAAAUGAAUAAAUGUUGAUUAACGCAGUCAGAGGUGUCAAACUCAUGCUCUCAAAUGGCUGGUUGUGCCAAAAUGUAUUGAUAAAACUCACUAACAAAUUGUUAAAAUAUUAAUAAAUCGACGUCUCUGCAUUUGAAAAGUCCUUCAUAACGUUAAAUAAUACUGAACAUUGUUUCACAUUGACGUAAUUUAACAGAGUGCAGAUGAAAACAGCUUUGCUUUGACUAAUAGAAAUGAUAUUUACACAACUUACAGCCGAUAUUUAUACGUCCCUAUUGGGCCUUAUAAAAAACUGUGACGGGUCAGAUUUGGCCCACAGGCCUCCAGUUUGACACAUUUUCAAAGCUUCAUAUUCAGUUUGUUCUCCGCAGGUGUAGAGCUGGAGCUAAGAACGUUUCGAACCACCAGGGGAAGCUGUGGAACUCAUCAGCACUGACUUCAGCAGCAGCUACCUGCCGAAGGCUCAGGUGUUGAUAGAAUUAAACAAACGUGCAGAAAACUUGGAGUGCACACUGCAAACGCUUGCAUACGCAUUUGUUUCCUUUCUUCACUUUAUCACUGACUUUAUAUGUGAUCAGAGAUGCAGGUUUAUCACACAGCUUGGUUUCUAUGCUUUCUGUGAUAAAGACAUUUUAUGCAGCUGUUAUUGCAAAAAAAAAGGCAUUAAAAAUAAUUGACGAUAUUUUGAAUAAUGAUUGAACCUCAUUAAAUAUACAACAAAUAUUAUCCACUUAAAAGAAAAAUACAAAGAAGUGUAUAUAUUGAUUAAAAAAUGUGGAAAAUGGCAAGAGUACAUUACAGUUUAAUCAGUACAUUCAUUUUAUUUUUGAAAAAGAAUUGCUGCUUUAGAUGCAAUUCAAACUCAUUCAAACUGUUUGUACAUUUCAAAGUCAGAACGGAGGGAAAUAUUAUCCUUAAAUUUGCUUUAGUACUAUGGAGAGAGAUUAUGGCGAAAAGAAAAGACGGAGCUCCAGUCAGACUGAAUCAUCCUGCAGCAACACCGCAGCUGCAUGAAGUGAGAAUGCAGCUCUCCGUGCAUUCAGCUGUGAAACCGUGUUACAUUAAAAUGUUUCACUUUAGCUCAACUUCUGCUACCACAACCAAAGUGCUGUGGUGAAGUAGUGAAACUCCUUCAGAUGGAUAACCCUGCUGCGCAUGGGAAUCUAAAAUAAGAAGCCUUCUCCAUAAAUCUCUGUGAGUUGUCUCUCCUCAUCCGUCCUGAUUAACAAAUGUUAAUGAGAAUGGUGGAGGAUAUGUCAUGCUGCGGGCCUGUUUGUUAUUGACACGGACAAAUCAAGACCACAAGUCGGCAUGGAGCACCACAGGGCUGUGUGCUCGAGUCAUUAUUUGUACUUUAUUUAAGCAUUUCAGAAAAAUUUGGAAGAGUUUUUUAUUUUUUUUUUUUAAACCCAAAAUUUGGGUUGAUGAUAAAAUGAUUUAGAUUUUGACUCACUGUGAAUCCAUUGGCUAUUCUUUCUUAAUCAUGUUCAGAGUUGGCAGCUGGACCCCAUUCCAGGAGUCACUAUGUGGGAGGUGAUGUUUAACUGUGAUGCAU
Molecule: messenger RNA, 3448 nt
Organism: Poecilia reticulata (guppy)
Lineage: Eukaryota; Metazoa; Chordata; Actinopteri; Cyprinodontiformes; Poeciliidae
Gene: tmtops3a
Product: teleost multiple tissue opsin 3a
Biological process (GO): G protein-coupled receptor signaling pathway
Cellular component (GO): membrane
Molecular function (GO): G protein-coupled receptor activity
Source: RefSeq, a predicted model, not a curated record